Messenger RNA from Pseudoliparis swirei, 3475 nucleotides. RefSeq names its product glycine--tRNA ligase-like. Gene Ontology annotation, biological process: mitochondrial glycyl-tRNA aminoacylation. Lineage: Eukaryota; Metazoa; Chordata; Actinopteri; Perciformes; Liparidae. Gene Ontology annotation, molecular function: glycine-tRNA ligase activity; ATP binding. The record is from RefSeq and is a predicted model, not a curated record. The coding region runs from base 56 to 2290 and encodes 744 amino acids. Gene Ontology annotation, cellular component: cytoplasm; mitochondrion. The transcript is spliced from 17 exons.
CUAGUUUACUUGUUUUCAGAUAUUUCAUCAUUCUCUGCUCUCAUUCCGGCGGUCCAUGCUUCGUAGCGCAGCAUCAGCACUGCUGAGGACCAGCACUGAGAUUUCAGCCUUCCGUCCGGUGUUUACGGUCCGGUUCGCUCGGCAGUUGCUCCAAAACAGGCCGUUUUCAACGUCGGUCUGCUUGUGUAAAAAGAAGAAGCAAAGCCUGUGGCUGCAGCUGCCGGACAGACAAACCAUGAGCGGCAACAUGGAAGAGAUUCUCGCCCCUUUGAGGCUCGCAGUCAAAGAACAGGGGGAACUGGUGCGCCAGAUGAAACAGGAUGGAGCUCCUGAUGUGGAUGUCUCCAAAGCUGUGGCUGAACUGAAAGCCAGGAAGAGAACCCUGGAGGCCAAGGAGCUGUCAUUACAACCCAAAGAUGACAUUGUUGACAGAACAAAAAUGGAGGAUACCCUCAAGAGGCGAUUCUUUUACGACCAGGCCUUUGCCAUCUAUGGAGGUGUGAGCGGCCUGUAUGACUUCGGCCCUGUGGGCUGUGCCCUAAAGAACAACAUCCUGCAGGUCUGGAGGCAGCACUUCAUCCAGGAGGAGCAGAUUCUGGAAAUAGACUGCACCAUGCUGACCCCAGAGGCUGUCCUCAAGACAUCAGGACAUGUGGACAAAUUUGCUGACUACAUGGUGAAAGAUGUGAAGAAUGGCGAAUGCUUCAGGGCUGACCACCUCCUCAAAGCCCACCUCCAGAAGCUGAUGUCUGAUAAGAAGUGUGCGGCAGAGAAGAAGGCUGAGAUGGAGGACGUCACCACUCAGAUGGACAACUACACUCAGCAACAGCUGACAGACCUCUUUGUGAAAUACAACGUCAAGUCGCCCAUCUCAGGAAACGACCUCACGCCUCCCGUCUCCUUCAACCUGAUGUUUCAGACGUCCAUCGGACCAGGGGGGCACACGCCAGGCUAUCUGAGGCCUGAAACCGCUCAGGGAAUCUUCCUCAACUUCAAACGUCUGUUGGAGUUCAACCAGGGAAAGCUUCCCUUUGCCGCCGCUCAAAUAGGAACCUCCUUCAGGAACGAGAUCUCUCCUCGCUCCGGACUCAUCCGUGUGAGAGAGUUCACCAUGGCUGAAAUUGAGCACUUUGUGGAUCCAAUGGAGAAGGUCCACCCGAAAUUCUCCAAUGUAGCAGACCUGGACAUCACAUUAUACUCCUCCAUGGCUCAGACUAGUGGCCAGUCUGCACACAUCAUGAGGCUCGGUGACGCUGUGGAGCAGGGAGUGAUCAAUAACUCCGUCCUGGGAUAUUUCAUCGGGAGGAUCUACCUCUACCUUACUAAAGUCGGUAUCUCCAAAGAGAAGCUGCGUUUCCGGCAGCACAUGGACAACGAGAUGGCUCACUACGCCUGUGACUGCUGGGACGCGGAAGCCAAAACCUCCUAUGGCUGGAUCGAAAUCGUGGGCUGUGCUGACCGGUCUUGCUUUGAUCUGCAAUGCCAUUCGCGAGCCACAAAGGUCCCGUUAGUCGCUGAAAAGCCUCUAAAAGAACCCAAAAUUGUAAAUGUCGUCCAGUUCGAGCCCAACAAAGGAGCCAUUGGAAAGGCGUAUAAGAAGGAUGCUAAGAUAGCCAUGGAGUACCUGUCUGUGUGUGACGAGUCCUUCAUCACAGAACAGGAGACGCUGCUCGGUGAGGCUGGAGAGUUCACCAUCGAGGCAGAAGGCAAGUCCUUCAAACUCACAAAGGACAUGGUCGCUGUGAAGCGAUUCCAGAAGACUCUGUAUGUGGAGGAAGUCGUUCCCAAUGUAAUCGAGCCCUCCUUUGGCAUCGGUAGGAUCAUGUACACCAUCUUUGAGCACACGUUCCAAGUCCGAGAAGGCGAUGAACAAAGAACGUACUUUAGCUUCCCAGCUACUGUCGCUCCAUACAAAUGUUCUAUCCUGCCUCUGAGCCAAAACCUGGAAUUCGUUCCCUUCGUGAAGGAGUUGUCUGAGGCGAUGACCAAAAACGGGGUGUCUUACAAGGUGGACGACUCUGCGGGAUCCAUCGGGCGGCGCUACGCCAGGACGGACGAGAUCGGGGUGGCGUUCGGCAUCACCAUCGACUUCGACACACUGAACAAGACGCCUCACACGGCCACGCUGAGAGACCGCGACUCCAUGAGGCAGAUCAGGGCCGAGGUCAGUGAGUUGCCGGUGAUUAUUCAGGAUUUGGCCAACGCCACCUUGACCUGGGCAGAAGUGGAGAGCAAGUACCCCAUCUUUGAAGGACAGGAGACCAGCAGGAAGGAGACCGUUGAAGAGUAACGCUCAUUUGUCUGCCAGUCACGCCUCGAUAAUCCACAGACUUGUUGCAUAUGCAUCAGCAGGAAGAAUAUAGUGAUAAGCUAUUGCGGUGCACCGAGCCCUCUUGUGUUUGAUGCUGCUGCGAUCGCUGAAAUGUCAUCAUAUGCGGAAAGCUUACAGGACGGUUGUUUCUUCGAUUUGCAACAUUUCAUCCAUGUCCAAUCACGUCAAUAUGUUUUAAAAAGGAGGAAAUGGAAGCAGGUUGUUGUCGUCAGGCUUUCACCAUUCCAGUUUUCUGGUUGAUAGGAUUGAGUUGUUUAACCACUUCAAUUAAAACAACCAGCACUUACUGGACUUGGGCGCAUACCUGUCAUGUUUCAAGAGUAUCAAGUCACAAACACAGUUUGUGCACCGAAAUUGAACAAAUUAGGAACUUUAGAAGCUUUGAAAUAUAAAAUUAUGAGCUCUCCAUGCACCUUGUAAGUCGGUGAAGUUGUGCCCAAAACAUUGUCUCCAUAAAUAAUGACCAUUUGAUAUACUGCUAAUUGGUUGUAUUUGGCUGGAAGUUUUAAUUUCUUUCUCAAAGCAGCAGUUUAGAUGACUAAGAAGUAGCUUCUUACUGUUGGUCAACGUCUUCCAAAACAUUUGUCUUGAGUAGCUUCUCCAUCACUGGUGAGGAAUAGAGGAUGAUUUGCAUGGUUCAGAUCCUCGCUGUUCCUCCAGAGUCUUGUUUUAAUUGUAGAGCAGGUAAUCAGAUUUAAUACAAACCUCACGUAAAACCUCCGAUACCGUUGAAUCGCCACACAUAAUCUAUCCUGUGACAUCGGCUCUGUCUGACUUUUACCAGAAUGGCCUCUUGGUCAAGAUCAGGAAUCCCACGAGAUAAAUAUCAGACACUUCGCAUAUCCACUGGGCUCAAAUCUCACCAUCUCUGCCUUAUUAAAAGCCGUUCUGAGUUUCCAUGACAAGACCUUUACUGUUUCAAUCUUUUUUUAAUACCCUUCAUUGAUAAAAAGAUUAGCUGGAUGAUGGCUGGUUUCUCAAGGUCUUUAAAGUCCGGUAUUCUGUCCCAGUGAGCCAGCAUGCACAAUUACAAGACCUUGAAACUGAAGCAGCUCUGGAAUUCAGCCAUCAUUUAUUGUAUUAUUUUUUACCGGUGUCCUUUCUACUGUAACCUUUAUAAAAUGUCCAAAAUCUGCCUACACA